UUCUUUGUACUUUAGAUUUCACGAGUAUCAAGUAAAAACGUGAUUUAUCCUGUGUUCGUCGUUCCUCGAUCUUCAUUUCCACCAAGAAUUACUCCAAUUAAUAUGACCAACUUACUCGUAGAGACACUUCAGGUCAUUGGCCUUGUAUUUUUCCAGAUCUUUACCAGUAUUUUCAGGUUUUUUAUUCCAAAUCCCAAGAAAGAUGUAACUGGAGAAAUCGUCUUUAUAACUGGUGCAGGAAGCGGUCUUGGUCGCCUCAUGUCCCUUCGAUUUGCCAAGCUUGGAGCAAUCGUAGUAUGUACAGACAUCAAUAAACAGGCCAAUGAUGCUGUAGUAGAAGAGAUCAACUCUAUGGGAGGUAAGGCUCAUGGAUAUAAAAGCGAUUGUAGCAAUAAAGAUGAUAUCUAUCGCGUGGCUGAUCUGGUGAAACAAGAAGUUGGAGAUGUGAAGAUUCUUGUCAACAAUGCUGGUAUCGUUAGCGGCAAAAAGUUAUUGGAAACAGAAGAUCGGAUGAUUCAAAAGACCAUGGAAGUGAAUACUAUGGCUCACUUUUGGACUACCAAGGCAUUCUUACCUGACAUGCUAUCAAAGAACCAUGGUCAUGUGGUAACUAUAGCGUCAUCAGCUGGCUUGACUGGUGUAAGUGGUAUGUGUGACUAUUGUACCUCAAAGUUUGGUGCUGUAGGGUUUGAUGAGUCACUCAGGAUGGAGCUUUACCAGCUGAAAAAGACUGGGGUGCAUACAACUGUCGUCUGCCCAUACUUCAUUAACACUGGAAUGUUUGAUGGUGUGAAAACAAGGUUUCCUUUGAUUUUGCCCAUCCUUGAACCUAAUUUUGUCAUUGACAACAUCAUGGAUGCUGUUCUUCGCAACAAACCAAUGAUUUAUCUGCCUAAAAUUCUCUACACUUUCUUCAUCUUAAAAAGCAUUCUGCCUUGUUCUUGUUACUAUGUUUUGAGUGACUUCUUUGGAAUUGGUGCAGCCAUGGACAGCUUCAAGGGAAGAACCAAGAAAGACUGAAGAUAAAACAGCCUAUAAAAUAACCACAACACUGUUCAAGUUGAAAAUGGAAUUUUGAAAUGUGAUAAACAAAUAACAGAUGGAAAAUGCAUCUGAAAAUGUGUGAACAAGAAAAAAAUUGCAGAAAUGAGUGCAAAACAGACUAGAGCAAAAACUAUAAACUAAUGUGUCAAUCAUUAGCUUCGUCGAGUUCUUUCUUUCUGUUUCUUCUUCUUUUUUUUUUUUUUCUUUUUGGAAAAAAAAGAUAAGAUCAUAAAUCGAUGACAAACCAA
Messenger RNA from Actinia tenebrosa (Australian red waratah sea anemone), 1292 nucleotides. Its product is annotated as epidermal retinol dehydrogenase 2. Lineage: Eukaryota; Metazoa; Cnidaria; Anthozoa; Actiniaria; Actiniidae. The record is from RefSeq and is a predicted model, not a curated record. Gene Ontology annotation, molecular function: oxidoreductase activity, acting on the CH-OH group of donors, NAD or NADP as acceptor.